CGUCCGCGUCUUUCAGCGUUUAGUGGUUUUCGCAGCGUCAGACCGUUUUGUCGCGUCCCGGCGCUUAUCGGUUUGUACGAUAACGAUAUUAUAGUAAAUAUUGCAAGUUUUUUUCUGUUUUUCUAUGUAACUCAUUCGUGCGAUUGUUUUUAAAUUUUUCCUCGCGUUCGACGAAUAGUUUAUUUUUUAAUCGAGUUGCGAUUUUAGUUUCGAGAAAAUUUUGCUUCAUUUUUUUGCGCGAUUUUUAACGUACAUAAAUACCGCGAAGGUUCGAAAUAUAAUAACAAUUUGAAAACUAUUCGCGAUCUUGUUGCAUAUAUUUCGGAACGAGUUUAACGAACUGUCUUCGAGUGCAGAGUGUACUGUUUCUGUUUUGUUUUCAAUUUGUGUAUAUGGUUCGUUGACCAAAUCGAUAUUAGACUAAAGAAGACAAUUCGCCGUUUAUUUUGCAUUCGCCGAUGUAAUUCAAGUGUUCGCGUGCAAAUUGAUGGAUUGAUGCAUUAUCUGCAGUUGUUACUAUUGAGAUGAAAUUAAUGCCGAUACAGCUUUCGCCAAUCCAGCCAGGGAAUGCAAGAAAUAACGACGCACCCCUACAUUCGCCUUCGUCCAUUGCCGCCGGCUCGUUAUUUGGUCAAUCAGUUAACGGUAACGCGAACUUGGAUCAUAGGAUGUCGUUGUUCAAUCAUUCCGAACUGAUUUGGCGAUACGGACCGUUGACUUUUUCAUCGGCUGCGCCCGCCGCGGCUGCGGCCGCUACAUACCCUCCGUUAGAUUUUAAGAAUCAUUUACCUACCAAUUUAGCCUGUGAUCCUAGACUAUGGAAUAAAGAAGAUGUUCUAGCCUUUUUGCAUUGGUGCGAGAUCGAAUUCGAUUUACCUCGCUUCGAUAUCGAUUUAUUUCAAAUGAAUGGAAAAGCUUUAUGUUUGCUGACGAAGCAAGAUCUCGGCGAAAGAUGUCCGGGAGCUGGUGACCUUAUAUAUAACGUGCUUCGAUGGCUGAUCCGAGACGGUACCAAUGGCAGCCAGCAACACUUACCACAUAGUCCUGUAACACCUCAUUUUCCUAUAACGCCGUCUUGGUGUCUACCUAUACCUCCGCCGCAGGAUUACUCGCAUGUCAGUUCGGUGGCUGGUUCAUUCCAUAAUUCGGUUACGCUGAGUCCGGCUCCUUCUGUCGAUAGUCAGUCUGGCAGCCCUAAACAGCCCGAUCAAUCGACCUCGUCCGCUUUUGCUGUUACGUCGAAUGGAAAUUCGUACAGAAAUGGCGUAGCUAAUGGUACUAAUAAUUCGGGAAGUAAUCAGUCAGACUCGGAAGUAGAAGAAAAUGCCGAUAAUGUACAUUCUCCGACAUCGAUGCCGCUCGCGUCGUCUACCAGUUCGCCUCCAUAUUCGCCUAGACCUUUGUCCAAGUCGUCCUCAAAUCAGAUAUUUUUCCCUUCGACAGAUAACUCCAAUUCGUCGGAACCGAAUACGAAUGGACGACUAUUGUGGGAUUUCUUACAACAAUUGUUAAACGAUUCGAUGCAAAGGUAUACGAAUUACAUUACGUGGAAGAACCGUGACUCGGGCGUGUUCAAAAUCGUCGAUCCGCCUGGUUUAGCCAAACUCUGGGGCAUACAGAAAAAUCAUCUGUCCAUGAAUUACGAUAAAAUGUCGCGAGCUUUAAGAUAUUAUUAUAGAGUUAAUAUAUUACGUAAAGUUCAGGGAGAACGUCAUUGUUACCAAUUUUUACGAAACCCGAGCGAAUUAAAAAGCAUAAAAAACAUAUCGCUACUGCGGCAGCAAAUGAGCCCGUCGUUGAACCAGUCCAAAGUGAAACCCGAACCACAAGAAGAAAGUAUGGAAGACGAUAUCGGUCCGACUGAUCUCAGCAUGAAUCAGAACUCGUCGAGUAGACUUCAGAGUCCGGCCGUUAUCAAAGAUAACCAAGAACGGUUUCAGUUUCCGCAAGAUUUAAGCGUUAGCCCGAUGCAGCUUCAGGUCAACAUGGAAGCUCGCGAAACUUUUACCAGACAAUUAGAUAAUUUACCUAGUUCUCCGAAUGGCGUCUCGUCUCAGAUACAAAUCAAAGUAGAAGAAGCUUCCUAGUAUUGGUAAGGUAAUUAAUUUUUGUUGAAUGUUUCGUUGUCUUCCAACCGUUGAAUAUUACCAUAGAGAGAUGCAACGUAUUUAUACAUCAGUUCUCCGGCAUGGGCGCCUGUAGCUUUCUUCCAGUUUGACGAGGGUCCGAAGAAGACAGCUUAUUUAUUAUAAGAAUUUUUAAUCUUAUAAACAAUUUUUAUGAUUCAAAAUGGUGCAAAAAUGUAUUCCAAUGAAUAUUUUCAUGUUCGUGAAAUCAAUUAAGUGAAAAUAUUCCUUCACCCUGUGGAAUUUUGCGCUGAAAGGACGUGAAUUUGAAUACUUUUACCGCGUAAUUUACAUAAAAGUAUUUUAAAAAAUCAUAUUUUUACUUUUUAUUUGCAUCUUUAAAAAAAAAAUGAAAAGCCCAGGCGCUCGUGUUUUCCGGCCAUGUAGCCUUGAAAUAGUAUUGCAUCGACAAUCAGUAUUACGUCGCUAAAUAUUCUGUGAUAUGAUGUUUCAAAAAAACAAAAAACAAAAAAAGGAAAGAUGUUUUGGAAUUUUAUUAUCUCAUUUCUCUUUUUUUAAAAAAGGCUGUUCGACGUUGUGUUCAUUUCUGGUUUUUAAGCUGCUCUUCGAUGAAUAUAUUUUUUUAUAAAGCGAUGAUAUUUUUAAACUGAAAAAAUUUUAUACACGCGGAUCAUUUUACAAACAACGCGCCAGUAAUCAAACAACGAACGUAAUCCCAGUUUAUUUAUUAAACUAUUUAAUUUUUCUUGUUUUUUUUUCUAUUUUGUAAAUAAGGGAUUUAAAAAAAAAAUUAAUUUAACCGUUUAAUUUUGUUUGUCGUUUUUUUCAAAAAUGUUUUUAUUUUAUGCUUUUCACUAUGUAUGUGGAAUUUGAUUCGAGUUUUGUUUCGUUUUUUUUUUCUUGUUCUUAUAGUUCGGGCACACGAAUGUGAAAAUCAGUUUUUCUGUUUCUUGAUUAGUAAAUCAAAUAUUUUAUUUUAAAAAGAUCUCAAAAUGUGUAUUAAAAGCACUUGGAUAUUAAUUUGGGCUAUGUAAAUUAUAAGUUUGUACAUAUUUUACCGCUUUUUCUCGUAUACAAAUAUGUAUUUUUCAUUUCUUGUAAAAAUAUUAUAAUUAUUUCUAUGAAA
This is a messenger RNA of Planococcus citri (citrus mealybug), 3213 nucleotides long. It is a transcript of the gene aop, whose product is annotated as anterior open. Lineage: Eukaryota; Metazoa; Arthropoda; Insecta; Hemiptera; Pseudococcidae. The transcript is spliced from 10 exons. Gene Ontology annotation, biological process: cell differentiation; regulation of transcription by RNA polymerase II. The coding region runs from base 525 to 2087 and encodes 520 amino acids. Gene Ontology annotation, cellular component: nucleus. Gene Ontology annotation, molecular function: sequence-specific DNA binding; DNA-binding transcription factor activity, RNA polymerase II-specific. The record is from RefSeq and is a predicted model, not a curated record.